AAAAUUGACAUUUGACACUUGACAGAAGUGUAAAGGUUAUGAAGUGCUGUUUACUAUUUGGGAAUUAUUUUAUAAUAUUUAUUAUACCCACUAAAAGCAACAUAAAGGAAUAAUUCAUUUCACAAUGUCUAGUUGGAUAAUGUUAAGUAGGCAACUGAAGCAAACUAAAAGGGUGUUCUCUCAUAAUCUCUGUACGACAUCCAGGGUCUUAAAUGUUGACAAUGUUGAAAAAAAUGCAACACCUGAAAAGGUUGGGGGAUUUGCAAAAGCUUUUGAGAAACAGAGCCAUAUAUUGGAAGAGGACAGCACGCCGACACCUACCUUUGCGUCGCUUCUUCGAAAUUCAAAACUAGUUGAUCUUGGAGAUCCAGUUGGCAAAAUAGUUAUAGGUAAAAUAUUUCAUGUAGUGGAAGAUGAUUUAUACAUUGACUUUGGUUGGAAGUUCCACUGUGUUUGCACCAGACCAACCUCCAGAGGUCAGGAAUAUGUCCGAGGAGCAAGAGUGAGGGUCCAAAUUAAAGACCUUGAGCUGUCAUCUAGGUUUCUUGGUUCAAGCACCGAUCUCACACUAUUAGAAGCUGACUGCAAAUUGCUUGGUAUUGUAUCAUCCCCAAUUCGUUCAAGCAGUGAAAAAGAUAAGUAGUAUCCAUAUUGUUUUAUAGUUAAUAAAAAUUAGUAAUAAAUGUUAGUAAGUGU
Zerene cesonia (dogface butterfly) is the source of this 696-nucleotide messenger RNA. RefSeq names its product 28S ribosomal protein S28, mitochondrial (gene mRpS28). Gene Ontology annotation, cellular component: mitochondrial small ribosomal subunit. The transcript has 2 exons. The coding region runs from base 125 to 643 and encodes 172 amino acids. NCBI's taxonomy places the organism in Eukaryota, Metazoa, Arthropoda, Insecta, Lepidoptera, Pieridae. The record is from RefSeq and is a predicted model, not a curated record.